Messenger RNA from Salvia miltiorrhiza (redroot sage), 1897 nucleotides. Its product is annotated as E3 ubiquitin-protein ligase SINAT2-like. The transcript has 5 exons. The record is from RefSeq and is a predicted model, not a curated record. Gene Ontology annotation, molecular function: zinc ion binding; ubiquitin protein ligase activity; protein binding. Gene Ontology annotation, biological process: ubiquitin-dependent protein catabolic process; multicellular organism development. The coding region runs from base 682 to 1599 and encodes 305 amino acids. NCBI's taxonomy places the organism in Eukaryota, Viridiplantae, Streptophyta, Magnoliopsida, Lamiales, Lamiaceae. Gene Ontology annotation, cellular component: cytoplasm.
AAUCCACGCACCCACCACAGAAGUGAGCCUCCCAACGGGUAGAAAAAACGACACACACAACCCACAGUGCGUCUGCAGAGUGCAGAUUGAGUUAUUGAAGUUUUCGAGUGUGGUAAAUAAGUCCAACCUAGACACGUAAAUAGAAGGCAGCAAAACGGGUUUUAAGGAUUGAGCUCCACCUCAACACGAAAAAUCGCCCCUCUACUUUGUCCUGUUGAAGUAAAUUCGCAUUAUCGGCACCCAAUUAUUGAUUACUCCAACAUGGGUUGAUUACGAUUUCGAGCGUUUAAUUGAUUUCCUGCUGCAAAAUCUUCUCUUGGGUUUUUGCUUUUCCGGGUUAGUCUCUCGCUCUCUCUCUCGAGAUGGUCUUUAAUUUUUCUGGGUUUUUGAUUUUUAUUUAUUUGAUUUGAGAAAGAGGGCAAAACCGAAUCUGAUCCUUACUUUGUUUCGAAGGUUUACUUGUUUCCAAGUGAGAGAAAGAUUAGCGAAUUUUGUGUGAAAAAGCUGAAGCUUGCUUUGUAUUGAGUGGUGGAUUGAGUGAAAUGAAAUUGCUUGCAGGAUCGCUAGCUCAGAAUAACUAAAUCAACAUGUGCAACUCCGGUCGAUUCUGAUGCCUUUUCUUUUGGGCAUUGAAAUAGUAGAGCUUCAAAGAAUCCAGUAAACAGCAUUUUUGAAAAAAUCAUGCUUCCUGGUGGCACAUAUGAGAGCAUUAUUGAGGGCCGAAGUGCUGAUAACGAUGUUGCUCCCGAGAUUAUUGAAUAUAGAGCCUCUCCUCAUAGGAAGAUCUCACCUUUUAAUGGUGCAAAACGUGGCAUAACAUCAAAUACUGCUGUGCACGAGCUACUUGAAUGCCCUGUUUGUAUGAAUGUAAUGUACCCCCCAAUUCACCAGUGUCCAAAUGGUCAUACUUUAUGCUCGAAGUGCCAGUCGAAGGUGCGGUGUUGCCCAAUUUGUCGUCAUGAGCUUGGGAAUAUUAGAUGCUUAGCGUUGGAACGAGUUGCGGAAUCACUUGAAUUGCCAUGCAAGUUCCAGAUUCUCGGCUGUCAGGAUAUUUUCCCUUAUCAUGGCAGAUUGAGGCACGAACAGAAUUGUAGGUUUCGUCCCUACAAGUGCCCGUAUGCUGGAGCAGACUGCCCCAUCAGCGGUAGCAUCCCAUUCCUCGUGGACCAUCUCAAGAGAGACCACAACGUUGAUAUGCACGACGGCUGUACGUUCAACCACAGAUACGUGAAAUCCAACCCACAAGACGUCGAAAACGCUACCUGGAUGCUGACUGUUUUCAACUGCUACGGCUACCAGUUCUGCUUGCACUUCGAGGCCUUCAAUCUAGGGAUGGCGCCUGUGUACAUGGCGUUCAUUCGCUUCAUGGGCGAUGAUCACGAUGCCCGGAAGUUCAGCUACAGCCUGGAGGUUGGAGGAAACGGCAGGAAGAUGACGUGGCAAGGGGUCCCCAGGAGCAUCCGCGAUGGUCACACAAAAGUCCGUGACAGCAUGGACGGGCUGAUCAUCCAACGGAGCAUGGCGCUCUUUUUCUCCGGUGGUAACAGGCAGGAGCUGAAGCUGAAGGUGGCGGGGCGGAUAUGGAAAGAAGAAGCAUAGAGAGAUUGGUUGAGUCGACUGGCGGUGCGAUCGCCUCUCCCCUUGGACGGGUCGAAUACAGGCAUGCGAAGGGAAUCUCUCAUGAUUGGUGCAAGGCUUUUACUUAUUUAUCUGUACAUGAAAACUACAGAAUGAUGUUGGGCUAAUCCUUAAACUUGUUUAAUCUCAAUAGACUAAAUUAACCUCAAAAAAUUUUCUUGUAAAAUCUUGAUGGGAUGACUUUUGCAUAUCAGUUGAGGCAUGAAUCUUGCUCAAUUUUAGUCAGGGGGUAAAGAAGUCAAGUUGUUUUGUGAUUGAA